AUGAAACAACUGAUAGUGACGGUGCCAUUGAUUGAGGCACUUAUGCAAAUACCGAACUAUGCUAAAUUGAUGAAGGAAUGGUUGACUAAGACGCGGAAGGUAAGAUGUAGGCUGGUGGACAAUAUCCACCACUGUAGUGAUGUUUCUUCAAAAUCCUUAGUGCAGAAAAAGCCUUAUCCUGGAGCAUUUACAAUAUCGUGCACAGUUAGGUCCAUAAAGCUUAUGAAAGCUUUAUGCGACAUAGGACCAAGUAUUAAUCUAAUGCCACUUGAGAUCUACAAGAAACUGGGAUUGGGGGAACCUACCCCCACAAUAAAGCGUCUUGUGAUGGCAAACAGAUCGGUGAAACGACUAGUAGGUCUAUCGCAUAUUGUACCGGUGAAAGUGAACAACCUUAUUUUCCCUGCAGAUUUUGUAAUAUUGGAUUGUGAUGUUGAUUUUGAAGUACCAAUUAUUCUGAGUAGACCAUUAUUAGCCACGGGGAGAGUAUUGGUUAAUAUAGAGCUCAAUGAGCUCAAGUUUAGAAAUAUUAAAAAGGAGGACAGAUUUAAAAUGCAACCUUCUAUGAAUCAGUUGGAGGAGAUGAAUAUCUUUUUGGUUGUGGAUGUAUUCUCGGAAUGUGGUAAUGAUAUAGUGAUACGGCAUCUUGACAAAGUCUGA
Messenger RNA from Capsicum annuum, 660 nucleotides. RefSeq lists its product as uncharacterized. Lineage: Eukaryota; Viridiplantae; Streptophyta; Magnoliopsida; Solanales; Solanaceae. The coding region runs from base 1 to 660 and encodes 219 amino acids. The transcript has a single exon. The record is from RefSeq and is a predicted model, not a curated record.